Drosophila guanche is the source of this 3620-nucleotide messenger RNA. RefSeq names its product probable ATP-dependent RNA helicase DHX34. NCBI's taxonomy places the organism in Eukaryota, Metazoa, Arthropoda, Insecta, Diptera, Drosophilidae. Gene Ontology annotation, molecular function: RNA binding; ATP binding. Gene Ontology annotation, cellular component: intracellular anatomical structure. The record is from RefSeq and is a predicted model, not a curated record. Gene Ontology annotation, biological process: nuclear-transcribed mRNA catabolic process, nonsense-mediated decay.
ACAUAUUCUAUUUCUGGUGUUCGUUCGACAACUCUUUGUUGAGUUCAAAAUUUUAAGUAACAUUUUUCUUCUAAUAUUUAACAUAAACAUAAAGUCCUGGUCAAUGCGGACCGGUCUGCGACCAACCAAUUUCGCUGUAGCGAUUAAAUACCAAAAAAAAAAAUAAACCAAUAUUACAUGGUUAUAUUACUGACGACCGAUGUUCACCUGAGUUUUAUCAGUUAUGUCAAAGAAAUCAAGUAAAACGGAGAGGCUGCUCAAUCUAGCGGACUUUAGUUUUUUAGAACUAAAGGCUGAACUCAAUAGCAUUCUAAAGGUUAAAAGCCGUGAAAAGCUAAAUUUGGUCGAGAACGAGCCCGACUUCUGGAAAUUUGUAAAGAAAUAUGAGUGCAUUUUGCGCAGUAUGGGCCAGACAGUGCUUCCACAAGUGUUGCCGGAGCUAGAGCUUCUAAGACCACAGCUAUAUCACAUUAGCAAGCACCUGGCUAUUCAUCUGAAUGAGCGUGCUUUACCCCAAGAACAAGAUAACAUUAGCGAGGUUCAAUCGCAAUUCCAGCAGCUACUGGUCAUCUACCUUGAUUUCAAACAGAAAGAGAAGCUUAAACGUAUUAAGAAACUGCGCCAUGCACAGAGAAAUUUACCGAUUGCCCGAUUCAAGGAUGAUUUGCAUGCGGCAAUGGGCUUGUCCCGUGUGGUCAUUAUUGCCGGCGACACGGGAUGCGGAAAAUCCACACAAGUUCCGCAGUUCCUCUUUGAUUUUGGUUAUCGCAGCAUAGUGUGUACUCAACCGCGACGCUUGGCAUGCGUGUCGCUGUCGAAGCGUGUGGCCCAUGAGCUGCUGGAAGAGUUCGGCAGUAAGGUGGGAUUCCAGAUUCGGUUCGAGCGAAGGAAAACAAAGCAGACGAACAUACUGUUCAUCACGGAAGGUCUGUUACUUCGCCAACUUACGAUUUCUUCUAAUCUAGAUGACUAUGACGUCCUCAUUCUGGACGAGAUACACGAGCGGAAUCUCUUUGGAGACUUCCUUCUAGGUGUGAGCAAAUGUCUGCUGCGGAGCAAGCCACAGCUAAAACUAAUCCUUAUGUCGGCCACCAUCAAUGUGGAACUGUUCCAAUGUUACUUUAAAGAGGAGGGGGCUCGGUUGGUGCAGGUGCCGGGACGGGUGUUUCCCAUAAAACUGCGCUACAUUCCCCCCCCAACGAUGGAGUUAAAAGCCGGCCAAGCCACGGUGAGGUCUAAUCGUUCGCAGGGAACGCGCAUCGACCCAGCUCCAUUCGUGCAAGUUCUUAACCUGAUCGACCAGCAAUAUCCCUCCACCGAGCGCGGUGAUGUGCUCAUUUUUGUAAGCGGCGUUAGCGAGAUCGACACCAUCUGCGAGGCUAUCCAGGAGUACGCCACCCAGCAAACACACUGGAUCGUUCUGCCACUUCACAGUGGACUGGCACUAUCCGAGCAAGACAAGGUUUUCGAUUAUGCACCCGAAGGCUCGCGCAAGUGCAUAGUAUCCACGAAUAUUUCCGAAACUUCGCUUACUGUGGACGGUGUGCGGUUUGUAGUCGAUUCGGGAAAAGUCAAAGAGAUGAGCUAUGAUGCAGCGUGUAAGGGACAACGCCUGAAGGAGUUCUGGGUUUCCAAAUCAUCGGCAGAACAGCGUAAAGGUCGCGCAGGUCGCACAGGACCAGGACUCUGCUUUCGCCUCUACUCACAGCAGCAAUUUGAUGCGUUCGAUCCGUAUCCUGCUCCGGAAAUCUACCGCGUCCCUUUGGACACAAUGUUGUUGCAAAUGGUAACCAUGGGACUGCCCGACGUCAGGGCCUUUCCCUUCAUUGAGCCUCCAGAACCAGAGCGCAUCGAACAUACCAUUCUAGCACUAAAGCAGCAAGGCGCCAUUAGCGUUGAGGAGAAGAUCACCCCAUUAGGAAGCUCAUUGAGUAACCUGCCAGUGGAACUAUCCAUUGGCAAAAUGCUGCUAAUGGGCUGCUUUAUAUUUGUUAUUGUGGAUCAGCUGUUGACACUUGCCGCCAUGCUUAGCGUGCUAAAUCCGCUUACCAGUCGUGCGUACACAAACCCGCGCUGCGAACGGGAGCGUCAGCCUCUGGAAUCGUCGCAGGGAGAUCUCUUCACUCUGAUGAGUGCCUACCGUGAGUGGCUGAAGUUGAAAAUAGCCCGGGAGAAUACCAGAGGCAUUGAGGAGCAACGUUUCUAUGAGGUCAGCAAGCUGCGCCAGCAAUUUCAGCGUAUCUUGGACGGCAGUGGCAUGGCUCCGCCCAGCACUUCCGGUCCGCUGACUAGUGCCGAAAGAGCCAGACGGCACGGUGAAGUCCGCCAAUUAAAGACUCUCAAGCGGCGCCAGCGGUUUGAGCAGCCCCGACACCCCAAACUACUCAAGAAUCAGCAUAAGGGCAUGGAGCAGCAUGGAGGGCAGUACAACAAGCCGGAUGAGAGCAGCGAGGACAUGCGCGAUGUGGACUUUUGCUUGCGUCACGAUGGCCGCCAGCUCGCCCUACUUCAGCGCUUGUCAUGUCUAGACCGCAACAGGGGCAUGAUUUUGCUGAAGCUGCUACUGGUAAGCGGUUUCUACCCCCAACUGGCCAUCGGUGAUGAGUUCAACUACUGCAAGGGAGGGGGGCAACAGUUCUUUCACACCCGACUGAAAUCAUUCCUCUCUCUGCAUCCGAACUCCCACUUCGCCAAGUACCACGAUUGCCUUAAGCUCGCCGAAAGUGAGACUCGCUUCGGUAUGAACUACUCGACGUAAGCAAACGGUCACCGGGUGUGUGAAGAGGAUAAACCGAUACGCUAGCUAUGCUUGCUUCCAAACUGUGUCUACCAGAAGCUGCUCACCCACACGGACCUUUUCCCUGUUCCUGGCAGCGGAAUGAAGCUGCUGUGCCGUUCAAUCAAACUUCGACGCCUUUGGAGCAGGCUGCUGUAUAACAAGCUUCAUGAGCUCAACAAUAGCGACACAGCUCCAGCUAUUACUGACAAAAACGUCACGCUUUGUCACGAGCUUAUCGACUUCAUGGGGCUGGAUGUGCCGUACGCCGUGAGUCGACUGCUGCCAGCUGAUCGCAGGAGGAUUUACACACACCAAUAUCCAAAAACACUACUUGAAGAGCUAAAGAAAAAACCCUUUGCCAUUGACUAUCCCCUUAGUCCCAACAUGGCAAAGGGCGGCAUCAACGUCUCUGAACACGUCGUAUACGGUUGUCUGGCGGGCCAGCCGUGGACACUGGCUAUGCAAGCUGCCCUCCAGGAACAAGCCUGGCAAUGCCCAAAAUGUGACUUUAAGUUACAAAAUGUUGAUGUGCUCAAACAGCUGGUGCAUCGUCUACAUUGUGAGGAGGUACCGAGACGUCUUAAGCCUGGCGGCUCAGUAAAGGUACAGCAGUUAUCCACAGCCCACAUUGCGUCUAACGCUGGGCACUACUUUUGUAGGAGCUGUAAACGCCAUUUGAAUAUUUUCCCAAUCGACAUUUUACGACAUAUACGGCAGUGUGUGAAAUACGAAAAAUAAUGCAACUUGAAAGCAUAACGCUAGUUUAUGGUUGACUCGUCAGCCUGGACGUCAUCCAGUCAAUGUACAUAUAUUUAUUUGAAUUACAACUACAUUAUUUUAA